Molecule: messenger RNA, 2163 nt
Organism: Spodoptera frugiperda (fall armyworm)
Lineage: Eukaryota; Metazoa; Arthropoda; Insecta; Lepidoptera; Noctuidae
Exons: 3
Coding region: 1711-2091 (126 amino acids)
Source: RefSeq, a predicted model, not a curated record
UCUAAAUACUAUUGUCGAUAUAAUUUAAGAGGUCAUCUUUGACAACUGUCAUGUAAAAAAAGCUGAUUUGUACUUUGGUGGUAAGCUUCGAAUCCUCAUGCAUAAGAAACUCAUGCAUAAGAAACGGUCUUAAACCCUCGGGCCACGAAUAUGCACACAUCUACUCGUACUAACUUAUUACAUGCCUGCACUUUUGUUUAUUAAAACAGUCAAUCCAUUAAUUUAGAGGACAAUAAAACAAUGGAACAGUAUGAUAUGUAUCACAAAUGCGUAGGUAUUUAUAUUGACUGUAUCAUACGUUGAUAUUGUAAUACUAGCUUCUGCUCGCGGCUUCGACCGCGUUCUCGUGGAUUAAUAGUAUACUAUCACCGAAGUCAGCUCAUACCCUGUCUGUAUACCAAAUUUCGUCAAAAUCUGAAAACCGGUUUAGUAGUUUUAGCGUGAUUAACGAACAAACAUACAAACAAAACCUUCACAUUUAUAAUAUUAAUGUGACAAAUGGAAUUAACAAAUGGAUUGAUACUCCAAUAAAAUUAUCAUCAAAAAAUAGAUGAAUGCGUGGAGUAACGUCCAUGUAUUUAUGUUAUACUCAGUUUCAAAACGUCAUUUCCAUUCACCAUGGACAGAAUAAAAACAUUUUUACUCUCAAAAAAUGUUCUAUAUUUUCAAUUAAUAUCGGGAUUAUACUUUAAAUGCAGUUCUUCUAAAUCAAUUUGUAUUUUGACAAAACUAUAUUGCGUAUCACUGUGUGCUUUUGUUGUUGUCAGUUUUACCAUAGAAGCGCUUAAUGGUUUCGACACGAUUGUUGAUUCUCUUUACAAUAUAUCUUUAUUCAUAGCAUUCAUAUUGAAUAUAUUUAUAUCUCUAAUAACAGAAGAGUUACCAGUGAUUAAUUUUUCUAAUUCUGUGUCGUAUUUAGCAAAGAAAAAUAGAUCUUAUGCAUCACAUGUUAUGGUGUUAGUGUUUUUUAUAGGAUAUGCUACAGCUUUAUCGAUUGGAGGUACAGAGGGAUUGGAGAUAAUCCCUUAUUCUAUAUGUUUAUAUCAGUCUAUUGUAUGUUAUAUAGGUCGAUUAACCUUUAUUUAUGUUUCGGAUAAAUAUAGGCUAGUAGCUAACAUUUUGUCCAAAUCUUUGGAAAAUAAUUUAAAAGAUAUGAGUAUGAAUGAUCGAGAAAAAAUGAGGCAUGUAGAAGAAUUUAUUAACAAUUUUAUUAUAUUGACACGAGAGUUAAAAUUGACUAAAAACUGUAUGAGAUUAAAGGUGAGUCGCACAUCUAAUUGUUAUAUUUUCAUCGUAUUAUUAAUUAGUGUGCAAGUUUGUUUGUUUUAUUGUAUGGAUGUUUUUCCAUCAAUCACGCUGAAACUACUGAACGGAUUUUGAUGAAAUUUAUUUAUUUUUGUAUACAGACAGGGUAUGGGCUGAAUUAGGUGAUAGUAUACUUUUUAUAAGAAGACAGGAACCCGAACGAGGCCACUGGCAAAAGCUAACGUAAUAAAUAAAUGUUAGUUACCGUACUCUGCUGAAACGGCUUUACUGAUUUUUAACAUAAACAUGUAUUCAGUAGGUCUGAGAAUCGGCUACUAUCUAUUUUCUAGAAAUAAUUUAUAAGAUAAGAUAGCGUUUGCCGGGUCAGUUAGUGAAAUAUAAAAAUUUUAAGAAAUUCAGAAAAUUAUUUGAUUUUCAUUUUAUCUGCGAUUUUUGUUUCAGACAAUGCUGGCUUUAGAAUGUGAUUGUUUGCGAACACUCGUUACGAUAUAUGUCUUCAAUACCGACUAUGACAUGUCUUCAGAAAUUGUAUUCAGUUGGAUAGUAGAACUGCUAAUGUUUAUAGCGGCAUCUUUAUUGCCAUCUGUCUUAAUGGAACGAAACGCUAACGAUCUAGAUGACUUGAAAGCAGUUCUUUCAGAAGAACUACUUAUUUGUGAAGACAAACAUCUUCGAGAAAAAAUACACCAUGUGCUACGAUAUAUUGAUGCCUGUUCAGCGACAUAUACGGUCUGGAAUGGAUUCCCUUUGAACAUAUCUCUAACGUUUAGUUUUAUAGGUGUAUGUGUUUUAUAUUUUAUUGCUUUGUUGCAAUUUACAUUCUAAUUUCAUCUUAAUUAAGAAUGUAUUUCAAUUAUAUUUGUGUUACGAUUGAAAUAAACCAAAUAUGUCGAGUCA